This is a messenger RNA of Rotaria sp. Silwood2, 405 nucleotides long. Lineage: Eukaryota; Metazoa; Rotifera; Eurotatoria; Philodinida; Philodinidae. The record is from the annotation of a GenBank genome assembly.
AUGAAAUCCAAAACAGAAAUAUAUGCAUUGCAAAUUAUUCUUGCAAUUAUGGGGUCAAUAUCUUUUACCAUUGGAAUAAGUGGUAUUUGGAUGGGACCAAACAAUAUGAAUAAGGUCACUGUUCCAAUACGUCUUGACAAUCAUUAUCGUUAUCUUUCCGGUUUUGUAUUAGGCUUUGGACUUACUAUGUGGUUUUAUAUAAUUCCACGUAUUUCACAAGCUGUAAUCAUUGUUCGCAUAUUUGCAUUUAUGGUUUUUAUGGGUGGUUUAGCACGAGUAGUUGGAUUAUUCAAAUUGGGUAUUAUGCCAGAUACAUUUACUCUAAUCGCAAUAAUAGCAGAACUAUUUUUUACACCAAUACUAUGCUACUGGCAAGCACGUAUAGCUCAACGAAAAGAUCAAUAA